CAAGCACUUGCAGACGGCUUGCGGGAUGUCACAGUUCGGAUAUUUUGACAGAUCCCAUAUUAAUUGGAAAAUUUGGUGGCUUGCUGAAUGAAGCUGACAGUUUUUGUUCAUUAUGGUGAUUGUAAUAACACAUGCAUUGGCCUCUGCAUAUUUGUUCAGUAAGGAUCCUGAUAAAUUUCUGAGGAACAAAAGUCAAGAAUCGGAGACCUGUAAACCAGAUGCUCAAGCAGUUCCCUCCGAAGGCAUUGGCAAUGUUUACAUACAGGAAGCAUUCCUCCCCUUGCUGGAAGCCAAAACAGUAGCAGAACUUAGAACAGCAAUAAGAAAAGCCCUGACAUACAUUCUCCCUCAAGUGACAAAAGCAAAUGUAUACUUGCGGAGUCCUGAGACAGCUCGAGUAGAAACUGAUGGUAGAAAAUCUCUUCCAGCAAAAGGACUUGCAUGGAAAGCAUACCAGCAGCGGCAACAAAUCGUCCAGCCCAUUUCCUCACCACAAGACCCUGUGAUCACUGCACUAGCCCUUGAUGAAGACAUUCAACAGAGCCAGCUCGUGUUAUGUCUACCAAUUCAAGAUAGAGAAGACAAUGAAAAUAUAGGUUUAAUUGUGGCAUCCCUACCACCUGGUAAAACUUCCUGUUCAGCAACUGAAGAAGGAAACCUCACAUAUCUAGCAAAACAGGUAUCUGUUUGUUAUCAUCUUACCAAAAACUCUGUGACACGGAGAAGGAGCAUUUGUGCAGAUGACACCCACUUUGAAGCCCUCAUCAAUUUGUGUGGAGAACUAUAUGACCAUGACGCAGCAUCACUUCAACUCAAAGUCAUUAAAUAUUUGGAGCAACGAACACAGGCACAGACAGCAUUUUUACUGCUUGUUGUCAAAGAAACAAAUGAACUUUUCUGUCAGGUAGUUGGAACUAAAAUAUUACAAGAAGAAGUUCGCUUUCCAGGAGAAACCAGCAGUUUUGCUGUUGCUCUGCAAACCAAGCAGCCAAUAUGCCUGGAGGAUAUUCCACAGGACCGCCGGGCAGGUUUGGAAGAUCACAUAGGUUUGAAACUGGAAUCCUUUCUGUGUGUGCCAGUCAGGAGGAAAAGCAGUGAUGACUUGAUUGCCCUAGCAUGUGUUGCCAACAAAAAAGGAACAAUUGGGUUCACUAGUGAAGAUGUUUAUGCAAUCCACCAAUGUUUUCAAUACACCGCCACUGUUCUCACCAGCACACUGGCAUUUCAAAAUGAAAGGAAGCUCAAGAUUCAAACUCAAGCACUUUUACAUGUUGCCAAAAAUCUAUUCACCCGCCUAGGUGAGUUUGUUUUUGCACUUGGCAAGCAUUUUUGUGCAUUUAACAAAGUAUCUACCUCUUUUAGUGACUGUCUCUAUAGCACUGCAGUGACAAUGAGUGAACAAUAUCAUGAGAGUUUUAACAAUUCCUCCCUGCUUGCUUAUACCUCCAUGGACACUAACAUAAUUAAGCAGCUUCAACAGCAAGAAAAGCUUGCAAAUGCACUCACUAACAGUAGCAAUAAUAGGUCACCUGAAAAAGCAGGGAAAUUAGACCACAAAUUUCACCCGAAGCUGAAAUCUCCAAAUGUUAAAGUAUCAAAAGAUGAACCUGGAAAGAAAGCUGCUUCAGUCUCUCCCUACAAGAGAAAACCAAAGGCUUCAGCUGAAUCUGAUCCACCUAUGCCUACCAAGGACCAGGCAGCAAGCGGCGACUUCUUCAACAGCAGUGAUGAGGACUUGGACUUGCACCAAGUAUCACCAAUGAGUGGCACUGAGAAGUACUUCAGCCCCGUCUUCACUGAUGUGAGCUGUGAUGAAUACCUGUCUGUUGGACUCUCAGAGGACAUUGAUGGACAGUCAUCAUCAUCCGGAAUUAUGGCAGAUGAAGAUGAUGAUGACAUGACUUGCAAACAGAGGUUCUUUGAUAUAUGGGUUGAAGCUACUUUGAAGCUGAAGACAAGUAGAUCAGAUUCAUGUAUUAUCUCAGAAAAUAUAUCCAGCCAGUUGCCAGAUAUUGUGAAAACUGUAGAUUCUGACAGAGGUGGAAGCCAGGUUCACAUCUCUGUAAGUGAACCUACUUUAGCCAAGACUGGAAGUCAAGGUAAUACAAGCUUCACCAUCUUAGGCAGCAGCUCCAAUUUCUUGAACACUGCAUUCAUCGAUGAAGACUUCUCCAGCAUGGAACAGUUCAACAGUGAGCUUGCCCUCACCCUGAACAUGGAUGAUAGACAACUGUCUGAGCAAACAGUGAUUGUAGAGGACACUGAAACCCAGGUAAAGCAUAUCAUCUCCACCAAACAUGUGCCCUACAUCCGCUCCUUCAGUGAGAUCCCCACCAAUACCACAAGCUGGCUCCGGCACCAGCAGGAGUUGUGGACACCAAGCACUUAUGUCAUGUCACAGAUACAGGUGCCUAUUGCUAGGGGCAAUCUCUUACAGAAAAAUGACCUUACAAAACUACUCAGAGAAAUUAUGCAAGAAGCAAGAAAUCUCACACAUGCAGAAAGGUGUUCUGUGUUCCUCAUUGAUCCUGAAACAGACGAGCUAGUUGCCAAGGUGUUUGAUGGGAUAAGUGCAAAUGACAAAGAGGUACAGCAGGAAAUUAGAAUGCCGAAGACACAAGGGAUAGCAGGACAUGUUGCUACAACUGGUAACCUGCUUAACAUCCCGGAUGCAUACUCCCAUCCAUUGUUCUACAGAGGCAUCGAUGAUUCAACAGGGUUCAAGACCAGGAACAUCCUCUGUUUCCCCAUAAAAGAUGAAGAGGAAGAAGUUCUUGGUGUGGCUCAGCUUUGCAACAAGAAGACUGGUCCCUACUUCACUGUGUUUGAUGAAGAUAUUGCAUCAGCCUUUGCUGUGUAUUGUUGUAUUAGCAUCAGCCAUUCUCUGAUGUACAAUAAAGUGAUUGAUGCUCAAUACCGAAACAGUCUCGCAAACGAGCUGAUGAUGUUUCACAUGAAGGUGACAACUGAUGAAGUUCGAGAUCUCAUCAGCUCCGACAUGCUGUCAGUCCAUGUCAUCAGUCCCAUCUUUGACAAAUUCUGCUAUGCUCCCCGGACAAUUCCAGAGGCAGACACCCCUGUGGCUUGCUUGAGCAUGUUUGAAGAUCUUGGUUUGAUUGCCAAGUUUAGAAUAAGAAAAGACACAUUGGCAAGGUUUGUACUGAUGGUGAAGAGAGGAUACAGGAAUCCACCAUACCAUAACUGGAUGCAUGCAUAUGCUGUAGCCCAUUUCUGUUACCUUCUGGUCAAGAAUCUGCACUUGGAGAAACAUUUAAAAGAGAUCGAAGUGUUUGCUUUAUUUGUGGCCUGCCUCUGUCAUGAUAUUGAUCACCGAGGAACAACCAACUCAUUCCAGGUGCAGUCAGAAUCUGUGUUGGCAGCUUUGUACAGCUCUGAAGGAUCCGUCAUGGAGCGUCACCAUUUUGCGCAGAGUAUGUGUAUUGUGAACACAGAGGGAUGCAACAUCUUCGAACACCUCUCAAGUUCAGACUACCAACAUGUGCUGGACUUGAUGCGAGACAUCAUCUUGGCUACAGAUCUUGCACAUCAUCUCAGAAUACUUGGUGAUCUGGGAAUAAUGGCUGAGAAAGGCUAUGAUAGUACCAAACCAAAUCAGAGGAACAUGCUCCUGUGCCUGCUGAUGACCUCAUGUGACCUCUCUGAUCAGACAAAGGACUGGAACAACACCAAACACAUAGCUGCCCAAGUGUACCAGGAGUUCUUCUCCCAAGGGGAUUUAGAGAAGGCAGUUGGGAAAGACCCAAUAGAAAUGAUGGACAGAGAAAAGGCCUGUAUCCCAGACCUGCAGAUCAACUUCCUUGAUGGCAUUGCAUUGCCAGUAUACAGGAUCCUGGAGAAACUUUUCCCCGAGUGUAAGGAAGUUAAUGAUGCUGUGGAGAAGAAUAAACUGAAAUGGGUUCGUAUUGGCCAGCUCCUGAAGAUGCGCCGGGGAACCAGCACCCAGGGUUUGAGCAUGGAGCAGAUCCUCACUCUGGAGGAUGAUGAUGAAGAGGCACAAGAGCAGCAUAAUGGCAGAUAGAUCUCAAGCCUCAUUCAUAUCCAGUUCAUUUUUCAACAUUAUGUUAUGAAGAAAGACCUCUUUCCUCUUCAUGAAUGUUGUCCUACAGCAGUAAUUGGGCAGUCUGUGUAGGUGUGCAGACGAUGUGGAAGGAUGGAAGUGCUGUGUGUAUGUGUGAUCAGGCAUCUGAUGCUAACAAUCCAUGGGUGAUACUGUGAAGAUAUAUGCUUCCAGCUGAUAUUAAUUAGUGCUAUUCAUAUCCUGCCUGUUUGGGUGUGGCUAUUGUCAGAGAAGAGGAAGGAGGGUCCUGAUGUGUCUCUAAGAUACUUUGAUUGAUGGUACAUCUUAAUUUGCAAUUAUUGAAAAUUUACUAUUUUUACAAUAAUCUGAAAAAUGUAUGCAGACAACAAUUUGAUGUUUCAUUGACAGGGCUUCAAUUAUUUUGGGGGUGUUGAACCAGGUUAAAAAACAACAAAUAUAAUAAUAAGCAUCAUAGAGACACAAGUCCUACUAUUAACUUCUAGCGCAUUUUUUCUUUCGCAACUGUGCCUUGCUGUGCAGGAACUUUCUUGCAUGUUAUCCCAGACUGUUCUCAUCAGGGCAAGAGAUGUGAUCUCCGUAAAAGACUGUCACUAGCCACACUGCCAGACACACUGUGUUGGUUGUACAAUGUCCACCUGACUGGGAGAUCCAUGCAGUGUUAUAUGUGGUAGGAACCUUUUUUUUCUGGUGCUUCAAUAGUUCACUAACUUGUGAAAUAGAAAGCCUCUAUAAAUGAAAGGGAUGAACUCUUUUCAGUAGAGUGAUGAUGUAUUCAUUAAGUUCGUGAAGACAUAGCAUGAAGCAGCUUUCAGGUGAUAUUCCUUGGAUAUCAUGUAACAUGUUCUACUUCGCCGCGACAUUGUCAGAUUGCCCUUGAAAUGUUUUGUCAUUUAUUCUCACUGUACAAGCACUUUGAAAUAUUUUCUAAAGCUUUCAUGAAUAUCAUUUUGAGGACAUUCCCACUAAAAACCUGUAUACAAAGACUCUGUCUGCAACAAUGAAAACAUUUGUAAUCAAUUGUAUCUGAUUGCAACAGAUAAAAAAAACCUAAUUGACUCAUGUUUGACUUCAAGGAUAUUUAAGAUACAUAUUCCAGCUGAUGUGUCACUGUGAUACCUUGACUGUUACGAUAUUGAUGGCCUGUGCUAAAUCCAGGCAUUAUCUUGGUGCUUAGAGUUAUCUCCCUUAUAACAGCAGUUGUUCUCUUGUCCUCAACAUAGAAUGAUGGAAGUCUGUGAAAGUGAAAACAGGCAACAUGUCUGUUGGUAAAGACUUCAUGAUAUAAGUUGGAGUUGUUUGCUUCAACAAGACUAUUUUGUUAUUGAUGGUGUUAUUUCUUACAAUUUAAAGUUUCUUAGCAUUGUUUAGAGUUGUGUUUGUUUUUGACAUCAAGUAUCUUUUUCUCACUGCAUUUCAGCUGAAUGUUACAUCACAAACCAUUUGGUUAGUCAGUAUUGUAGAGAUGCAUAUAUGCCUAUGCUGAUACAGUGUGUUUAAGCUGGCAGUGUCACUCAUGCUCACGUCAAGCAAGCUACCCAUAUCAGUAUCGUGUAAGACAUCAACAUUCAAAUAGUGAAAGUGUCAGAUCGUUAAUGGUUCGUGAUAUUUCUUGUGAACUAGUAAUCUAUUUUCAAGGAUAUUGGUGAAAGACACUGAUCUGAGGUGUUUUUUAUUUGGCUUGUUGAUAUACAAAACUUUCAUGUAGUUUGCGAUGCAACAUGAACAAGGUACAUGUCAUGAACUUGUUCUGCUAUUUACGAAGAUUGUUGUACAAAUGUAGAUAUUUAGACCAGGAUGCAUUGUUAGGGUAAACUUUUAACCAUGCAAGCAACUGCAGAAUGUGUGUUUGCCUGUCUUUGCCAAUGAGAUAUUGAUAUUUUAGACAAAUCAAAGAUAUUCUUGUAUAACAAGUCAGAAUACUCGUAGGUGUCAAUGUUCAUCAUCAGCAUCUGAUUAGUAUGUUUUAGUCAGUUAUGAAACCAAGUGGUUUCACCAAUAUAUAUUUUACAUAUCAAUUACUUGCUUGAUGAAAUUGACAGUGAAUUGUGAUUCUGUGUUAGAUAGCUAUUCUAGAUUCUAUACAUGAUUGCUCCAUUUUAGACUAUCCCUCAUUGUUAAGGCCUAGAUAAUUAAUUUUUCACUGUGUCUAAGGUUUAGCAGUUGCUAUUAUGACUUCAUUUACUAUUUCUAUAAGCACACCAUUAUUUGUCAGUUCUUCUCACUUCCAACAUUGUUAUUACAUGUUUGUCUAAAAGAAUGUAAAUGAUCUUUUCAUAAAUAACCAGACUUAAAAAUACUGGUCAUGCUGUAGCCACUCAUACAGAAUAUGAAAUAAAUAUAAAACAACUUCAAUAUUUCAAAAUUUGAAAAAUCCUUUUGUUGGUUUGCGGUCAUACAAAUAACUUGAUUCAAACAUAAAUAUAGAUAUCCAUGUUAUGCUUAACAAAACGGGUUUAGUGACAAGAAUCUCCUCCAUCAUUGUAUUGAGUGAUUGGCACAAUGAUGUGUCAACAAGAUUUACAAUGCUGUUGUCUCAGUGCUUUGGGAUCAUUUUGAUGUUUUAGAUUUAUACACUGCUGUCUGUUCACAUUGUCAUAAUUUCCUUUUUGUAUAUUUGUUACCUUUUAUUAUCUGUGAUACAGCUAUGUUUGACCCACAAGUCCAUUUGUUUGGAUGAUAUUUGGACAUUCAAUUAAAUUUUCAGGACAGGAAUAUUGGGUAGAUCUUUACAACCACGAUCACUAAGACAUAACCAACCAUGUUCUCUUUCAACAGUCUGAAGUCAAACACAAAGGACUGGUACUGAUUUGAUUUGUGAUAGACACUGAUAUUAUGUUAAUUUGUUAGAACUACAUCAUGUACAUAUUUACAAUAUUUGUAUAUCAUUAGCACAUUCACCGCUUCCAUCAAGUCAGUACCAUUUGUGUUAUGUGUUCAAAUGUUAUCAGAUGUAAUUCUUACAUGUACAAAAUAUUCAUGAUAUUAAUCAGCUGUGUGGUGCAUAAUUAUGAUGGCUAAAAUAUCUGUACCUUAUGCCUCAUGCAUAUGGAUGCAGCAGUAAACCCAAACCACUUCAAGCAGACACAGAUGUACCCCACAAUAACCACUUCAAGCAGACACAGAUGUAAUCCACAAUACCCACUUCACGCACACACAGAUGUAAUCCACAAUAACCACUUCAAGCACACACAUAUGUACCUAACAAUAACCACUUCUAGCACACACAGAUGUAAUCCACAAUAACCACUUCAAGCAGACACAGAUGUACCUCACAAUAACCACUUCAAGCACACACAGAUGUAAUCCACAAUAACCACUUCAAGCAGACACAGAUGUACCUCACAAUAACCACUUCAAGCACACACAGAUGUACCCCACAAUAACCACUUCAAGCAGACACAGAUGUAAUCCACAAUAACCACUUCAAGCAGACACAGAUGUACCCCACAAUAACCACUUCAAGCACACACAGAUGUAAUCCACAAUAACCACUUCAAGCACACACAUAUAUACCUAACAAUUACAACUUCUAGCACACACAGAUGUAAUCCACAAUAACCACUUCAAGCAGACACAGAUGUACCUCACAAUAACCACUUCAAGCACACACAGAUGUAAUCCACAAUACCCACUUCAAGCAGACACAGAUGUACAUCACAAUAACCACUUCAAGCACACACAGAUGUACCCCACAAUAACCACUCCUAGCAGACACAGAUGUACCCCACAAUAACCACUUCAAGCACACACAGAUGUACCCAACAAUAACCACUUCUAGCGCACACAGAUGUAAUCCACAAUAACCACUUCUAGCAGACACAGAUGUAAUCCACAAUAACCACUUCUAGCAGACACAGAUGUAAUCCACAAUAACCACUUCAAGCAGACACAGAUGUACCCCACAAUAACCACUUCUAGCACACACAGAUGUAAUCCACAAUAACCACUUCUAGCAGACACAGAUGUACCCCACAAUAACCACUUCAAGCACACACAGAUGUAAUCCACAAUAACCACUUCUAGCAGACACAGAUGUACCCCACCAUUACCACUUCUAGCAGACACAGAUGUAAUCCACAAUAACCACUUCUAACAGAUGCAGAUGUACCCCACAAUAACCACUUCUAGCAGACACAGAUGUAAUCCACAAUAACCACUUCAAGCAGACACAGAUGUUACCCACAAUAACCACUUCUAGCAGACACAGAUGUAAUCCACAAUAACCACUUCCAGUAGAUUGUUUCAGGGUUAAGUAUCAGAAACAAACAAGUUGUAAAAUGUUUCAAUCCCUUUCUCCUAAGAUUGAUUUUGUUUAUUUAUUUCCCCUUUCUUUUAGUUUUGCAUGAGCUGUUUGUGAGUUGGCCUGUUAACAUUUCUAGUGGAAUCAGGGUAACAAUGAAAUUUCAAUCAAGCUGAUCCGAAGGGUCAGUACACUGGAUUACACUAUUUAGAAGGGAAAAACCAGACUACAGGGUCAGCAUGCAAUUCAUUGCUGCAUCCUGUGGCAUUACUCUGCCAUACUAACUAGAUGCAAUAACAUAUGCAUGCAGAUAAUGAAACAGACACAUAAUAUCUUCUGUAAAAUGCUUAUGUCCAAUCAUAUUCAAAAGGUUUCAGUAAAGUGCAGUUGUGUUGAAAUUGUUUUCAAAAAGACAGAAGAGUCAGAUUCUCUUAGAAUAUGACCUACCGGUAAUUAACUUGAGACAGAGGGAGUUUCACAUUUUGUUUUGUUUUGUUUUGGUGCUCAGUCUUUAAAACCAGCAUGUGGAAAACAAGCUUCUACCUGUAUAAGAGUUGGACAAUAUGUGAAUGUACCUGCUGAAUACGGACAGUGCCUAAAACACAACCCACUCACUCACUCCUGCUGAAUCCUCCAGGGACAGAAUCCUAUUCUUCCCUUGCAACGAAAGAUGUUAAGUCUCUGUCGCAUCAUUCACAACCACAAGUCACACUUCAUUUGCUCUGGUUAGUAAGGACAACCAUGCUAUGUUCUAGCUAGAUGACACACUUCACUAAUAAUACAAACUAUGUAUCCCAUAUAAACAAGCACCUGUCCAGUGGCAUGGUCAUGCAGAGGAAUCUGUAAUGAAAUCUGUAACAAAAUUCAUUACACAUCGUUGUUAUCAGUUUGUAUACAGAUUCCUGUGAAGGACCCUUACUGAUUAUAAUCAUGAAUAUAGCUGUUGAAAGUCAUACCAUGAAGUAAUACCUGCAAUAUUAACAAUAUACAAUCAUAUGUCUCAUGUAUAUCAAACAAUACCUUUUUUCAAAUGGAAACUUUGUUACAAUCAUUACUCCAAUCACUGUUUUUAACAUGACAUGAUCAUUUGUGUUCAGUAAGCAUAUCCUUUAUUGUUUUCUCAGUUGUUGAGUUUUUUCUUUUAACCUCUAACUAAUUUUAGAAUAUUUUCUUUGUUCAGGUAAUCAUUACUCCAAAACGUUUCAUGUGUUUUCAUUGUACAAAUUUUCUGUCCAGACUAUAGUAAGCAAUGUGUAUUGGCUUACAGCCAUUCUUUACAUGGCUUGAUCGUUUUGUUUUCAGGGAUUGUUUUAGGAUUGGAAAAUAAAAUGCAAAACUCCCAGUUUCUUGUUUAGAUCUGUGCAGAUUGUAUAAUGAGAUGUCUUAAUAAUGUAGGCAUCAGUUGUUUUAACCUUGUUCUUUAAUAAACUUUUUGCUGAUAAGG
This is a messenger RNA of Haliotis rufescens (red abalone), 9744 nucleotides long. Its product is annotated as cGMP-dependent 3',5'-cyclic phosphodiesterase-like. NCBI's taxonomy places the organism in Eukaryota, Metazoa, Mollusca, Gastropoda, Lepetellida, Haliotidae. Gene Ontology annotation, cellular component: nucleus; cytosol; mitochondrial outer membrane. Gene Ontology annotation, biological process: positive regulation of gene expression; regulation of mitochondrion organization; negative regulation of receptor guanylyl cyclase signaling pathway. The record is from RefSeq and is a predicted model, not a curated record. The coding region runs from base 113 to 4039 and encodes 1308 amino acids. Gene Ontology annotation, molecular function: 3',5'-cGMP-stimulated cyclic-nucleotide phosphodiesterase activity; 3',5'-cyclic-GMP phosphodiesterase activity; protein homodimerization activity. The transcript has 31 exons.